Molecule: messenger RNA, 1126 nt
Organism: Solanum stenotomum
Lineage: Eukaryota; Viridiplantae; Streptophyta; Magnoliopsida; Solanales; Solanaceae
Product: zinc finger protein ZAT1-like
Exons: 1
Coding region: 30-893 (287 amino acids)
Biological process (GO): regulation of DNA-templated transcription
Source: RefSeq, a predicted model, not a curated record
GUUUUUUCUUCUGUUUGUUGAAUGAUAGUAUGGAGAAGCACAAAUGCAAGCUAUGUUCAAAGAAAUUCUUAAAUGGAAAAGCUUUAGGUGGUCAUAUGAGGUCUCAUUUAAUACCUCUACCACUCCCACCUAAGACUCCGCCGUUAAAUCAAGAUUCCGGCGGCCGGAGUGAGUCAACUUUAUCACUCUGUUCAUCGGAAAAUCAAGAAGAUAAGGUGGUGGAAGAGAAGGAUUUUAAUUACGGGUUGAGGGAAAAUCCGAAGAAAAGCUUUAGAAUGAUAGAUCCUGAGUUUUUGGAGGAUGGGUAUGUGGUACAAGACAUAGAGAGUGAGACUGAGUCGGAAAAAAACACAGAAAAUCGGAGAAGAUCUAAGAGAAAUCGAAGAAUGGUUGAAAAUGAUGAAAGAAUCGAAGAAGUGAAGGUGAAAAUUACUGAUUUCAGAUCGUUGAAUUUGUAUUCAGAUGAUGCAGACAUUGCUAUGUGUUUAAUGAUGCUUUCAAGAGAUUCAAAAUCGAAGUCAAAACAACACCAAUGUGGGAUUUGUUACAAAGUGUUCAAAACUUCUCAAGCUUUAGGUAGUCAUAAAACUAUUCACAAAAACAGAAACAACUAUGAUAAUGGUGAAGAGAAAGCGCGAAAAAUAUCUUCGAAGAGAAAACUAAAACUAGUUAGUCAUGUGGAUGAGAAAUUGCAUGAAUGUCCAUUUUGUGGGAAGUUUUUUCAGUCAGGUCAAGCAUUGGGUGGACAUAAAAGAUCACAUCUUGUUGUUAUGAAUUCAUCAACAAUAACAGGUUCUUGUUCAUCAACAAAUUCAGCUAAUUUACCAAGUAGGUUCAUAGAUCUUAACAUGCCAGCACCACUUGAAGUCAAUGAAUUUUGCCAACCAGAUUAAUUAUCUGCAGUGAAAUUUCAACAAGAAUUUGCAUGAGAGGUUAAAUAAUUGUCUUUUAGUCAUUUUUCUUUAAUGGGGUUUGCUUAUUUGUAUUAAAAGUUAUGAUCUUUAGUCCCAUUUUAGCUCCUCUUGUUUUGGGGUAGCUGUAACUUGUAACACACAUUGCUUUGAAACUUUCACAAGCAAUCUGAAAAAUUAGUUGCAGAUACAAACAACUGAUACAGUACUGUGGG